AUGUCUCCCUCUGCCUCCAUUGCUGUUGCACGUGUUUUGUCAUUUUCCACCGCCGUGAAACAAAACCACCUGAAACGCAAAUGCAACGAUGAUGAUGAAAUCACUCAAGAAAAAGCUGUACUUAUGGCUAUGCAUGAAGAAGAACACGACGAGGACGAGCACACUCUGUCUUGGGAGGCACUAAGCCUUCUUGGCCUUUACAUGGAGCCCGAGACUCUCGCCAUCGCCUCCUGCGUCUCAACCACGUGGCUAAAGUGUUUCUCGUCGGAGAAUCUAUGGAAGUCUCUCAUAACCGCACGGUCUGCACAACCAUCUUCUCCCUACGAGUUUGCCUUGGAAAACACGCCAGUCAUCUCCUACAAACACCUCGUCUCCACCGUUGAAUCGGACGUGAAACGCCGCCGCAAGAAUCAACUGCCCGCUGAAAUCAAGAUCUUCCUGUCGGAUCUCAGUUUCAUUGUCCACGUGUCAACGGAAACAAAGAAAGCAUCGGUUCUCAAAAAAGGGAAAGACCUCGAGUUUGGUCCAAACAACAAGUUCAAGAUCGAAGUCGACGUGAGCAGUUCCGGGAUCAGUGCCGGUGAGAAGAGCGUGAGGAUGACAUGGCAAGUCGUGUACAAAAACUGGGAGAAGUUCUUGACGAUAACGGAUGAUACAACUACGAGAUCCUUAGACAGAAACUACGGGUGGUUCACCGACAAACUCGAGGACAAAGAUAACCGCAAGCUACUUGGCGACGUCAAGCCUAGUUUUAAAGGUGGUGUUUUUGACAAGAUUGGAUUUGCGAUCGUUGACUCCGACGGCUAUGGAAAUCUGUUAGUUGAUGGUUUUUUGAGAUAUCUUCAGCGGUUUUUCUUGGAAUAAUCUCCAUUGAUCGAUCGGUUUAAGAAACAAGUACUACUCUCUUUGCAAGUAACCUAGAAAGUUUUUUUUUCUUUUCUGGUUGUAACCUAGAAGUUGUUUAAUGGUAUUCCCUCCUUUUCUAUGUACUGUAAUUAAAUUCAAUAAACUAUUUUUACCAAAA
Molecule: messenger RNA, 1024 nt
Organism: Eutrema salsugineum
Lineage: Eukaryota; Viridiplantae; Streptophyta; Magnoliopsida; Brassicales; Brassicaceae
Product: probable F-box protein At5g04010
Exons: 1
Coding region: 1-864 (287 amino acids)
Biological process (GO): gibberellic acid mediated signaling pathway; SCF-dependent proteasomal ubiquitin-dependent protein catabolic process
Cellular component (GO): SCF ubiquitin ligase complex
Molecular function (GO): protein binding
Source: RefSeq, a predicted model, not a curated record